This is a messenger RNA of Corylus avellana, 1047 nucleotides long. Its product is annotated as multiple organellar RNA editing factor 2, chloroplastic. Gene Ontology annotation, biological process: mitochondrial mRNA modification; cytidine to uridine editing. Lineage: Eukaryota; Viridiplantae; Streptophyta; Magnoliopsida; Fagales; Betulaceae. The record is from RefSeq and is a predicted model, not a curated record. Gene Ontology annotation, cellular component: mitochondrion.
CUCACUCACUCCCUCACUUCCAAAGAAAGCAAAUGGCUCUAACCCUAACACUAGGCCGAGCCCUCUCAAUCGCCACUCUCCGACGCCCAGCGGCGCUCUCCAGGCGCCUCCUCUCCACCAUCACCAGCCAGCCUCCCAUCCCCGCUCUCCUCUUCCACUCGCGCCGAGCCCUCGCCCCCGUACGAUGCGUUCCGUCCGCACCCCGGUUCACCCCGGUGCGUUGCCGCGUGAACCGGUCCGGCGGCUCGGCCUACUCGCCUCUCAACUCCGGGUCCAACUUCAGUGACCGGCCUCCAACCGAGAUGGCCCCGCUCUUCCCCGGCUGCGACUACGAGCACUGGCUCAUCGUCAUGGACAAGCCCGGCGGCGAUGGCGCCACCAAGCACCAGAUGAUCGACUGCUACAUUCAAACCCUAGCCAAAGUCCUCGGCAGUGAGGAGGAAGCGAAGAAGAAGAUUUACAAUGUUUCUUGUGAGAGGUAUUUUGGCUUUGGCUGUGAGAUUGACGAGGAGACCUCUAACAAGCUUGAAGGCUUGCCCGGAGUUUUGUUUGUGCUUCCAGAUUCUUAUGUGGAUCCUGAAUACAAAGACUAUGGGGCUGAACUGUUUGUGAAUGGGGAGAUUGUUCAAAGGUCCCCUGAGAGACAGAGGAGGGUGGAGCCACAGCCACAGAGAGCUCAAGACAGACCGAGAUACAAUGACAGAACUCGGUAUGUGCGUCGCAGAGAAAAUAUGAGGUGAAAAUGGAUUGUAAUGUGCUCAGUCAUCGCGGUGUGACAUUGAAUGGGAAGAUUAGCUGUGUAGAUAUCUUGGCAAAAAGGGAAUAGCUGAGCGUCUUUUAAAAAGUGUGGAUUUUGGGAACCUAUAUAAAUGUCAUGUCAUGCUUGGUCCCUGAAAGUCUCAAUCCAGGCUAGUUGAACUUUAACUUAUAGCAAUUGAUGUCGUGGUUCAGUCCAUUUUCUGGAUGCUGUGUGAUGACUGUUCUGAAGUUGUUCUCUCGUUAUAUGUAUACUUCCUUUUAUUGUGACAAUUUAAUAUUUUUAUUUAA